AUGACUUCAAUCUCGUUUGAAGCUGCUCUCAAGCUGCCCGACAAAGACGCGUCCAAUAUACAUCUCUACAAACUUGUCUCUGCACGCGACUUCAGCAGCUCUGGUCUUUCUUCAGUCGCGCAGGACUAUCUGAGUAGUUUCUGCGAUCCUGGUCUUUCUAUUAUCCGGCGGCGAUGGAUCGGCAUCGCGCUCGCAGGCAUGCUGGAAAUGCCGGCGGUGGCCACACACAUCGGGGCAUCGACUAAGCGUCUACGGAGUCUGGGAGCUAUCAUCCUAAGCGGCACUGAGCAAGAACAGAUCAAAAUUAUUGCUGGUAUUAUCAUACGGCAAGCACUGGAGCAAGGGAUCGAGUAUAGCCGGUUCUGGUCCACGGAAAAAGUCAGACACAGCGCGCCGAAUUUUCCACUCGAGGCCGAUGCGGAAUGGAUGCAGAAGUUCCAGGGCUUUCUUGACAUUCUGAGCGACCUGGCACUCGCGAGACCAACCGGCGAGCCCUCUGUCAUGUACCUAGUCUCACUAUUCGCCACAGAUGGGUUCAAAUGGCGGGAGUCAAGCGCUACGUUUCCUAUCGCGCUCGUCGAGGCUGGAGUGCUGACCAUCAUCGCGCCCGACGAGCACCUGAAAGAUUGCCGGUUUAUAGACAUACCAGUCGAGCACAUUUUGAACACGCGAUCAGAACCGUCGAAACUACACAGCUCACAGGCUCAGCGUACAAAGCAUGAACCGUGGGAUCUCGUCAUGACACUCACAUCUGAACCCUGGAGCUACCGUCUUAAUUCCACGCAACGCAUUGCGACUGACCUAUCGCUGAUGUUCAAGCAUUCGGGCGACGCAUUAGAGUGGGAGAGUUGCAUCAAAGCCCAUGAGAAAGGACGUGAGCCUCGUUUGAGAGUAUCUCGAAGCUUGCCCCUCGAUGCGAGCUCGCCUUCGAUCCGACAGUCAAACGCAAGAAAAUCGCUUCGAAGUGGCUCCCAGACGCUUCGGACAAAGCGCGUCACUUCCAAGAAACUUACCGCAGACAGUAGCGAUGCGACUGCUCUGCAAUUCCAGUCACAGCAUCCGUCGUCGACAUCGAAACGCAUGUACGGCAAGGGAAAGCUACCCCGUGUAUCUCAGGCCACCAAACAAGAUGUCUUCAGAAAGUUCAACCCGGAAGACGAAGCUCUCGAUGUGCUUAUAGAAAGCAAGAGGGAUGUCCACACUACUUCUUCGAACACAUCGAGUGUUGCUUCAUCUCCCCAAAGAGAAUCCCGAAGCUCAAAGGCUGCCUCGGACAAGGAACCAGCCAAGUCUAAGACUAAGGCCCGCACAUCGCAUGACAAGAAUGAAGCAGACGACGAUGAAGAUUUUAUACCAAGUCAGACGAGACCGAAAAAGAGGACGAAUCCCAAACGCAAAGCAACACCAGACCCCAUGGCCGAUGACAACUCGAGAAAGAGAUCCCGUAAAGAGCCGAACAAGGGCACGAAGUCGACUGUGACCGGUGCAAAACAACACGCGAAGUCUCAUCCGCUUGCAAAACCAUCGAAACCUCCGUCAUCCAUCCCUUCGUCACGACACACCUUGAUCGGAGGACUUCUGGGUCUUCAAAGGCCUGCCAAGAUCUCCGAGAGCCCAUUCAAGAAGCCAACACUACCGGCAAGAGUCGCUCAAACACCGUCAACUCCUACCAAACCAAGUAGAAAGCUUGUGGGAGUACCAGUGCGGCCACAAACCCCUGUAGAAGCACGGAGGUGUUCUGGAGAUGAUACUUUGCACUACAUGGCAUCGUCACCGCCUGUGACUGAUGAGGCCGAAGAAGAUGAUGAGUGGCAUCAUGCAAUUAUUGUCGAGGCCGCAAUGCUCUCCAGCAACAGCAAACCUACCCCCGCGUCACCAAAUGCGGAAUCAACAGCGAUUUCUGGCCACGCUGAUCGUGAGGAUAUAGCCUCAGAGAAGAAGACAGGAGAUUGGCAGACCGCGAAAAGCGACCCCUUCGGUCGACGGUCCGCUGGCAAGAAGGCCACAUCGUUCAUACGCCGGUUGACUGGAGAAGAUUCAUUCAACGAGGACACAACAACGACGCCAAAGACACCCGAAGUUGCGACAGGAAGCGAGAUGACGGUAUCUACCUUGCUUUUCAACCAGCAGUUCAUUGAUACUACUCAGCCAAUCGUUCAGGCUGACCAGCAAGUCGCUUUCGCUACACGGAACUCACUCGAAGCGACUCAUCAGACCAUGGACCAAUCACAACAACUUAACGAAGGGAUCCAGCAAUUGAACGAUGACGGGCCUAUUGAGCAAGCAUAUCACGAGGACGAUACUCUCAUCGGUGGCGAUGAGGACAAUCAGGAAGCUGUCAAUGACUUCUUCAACGCUUCGCCGAUACACUUCCACUCCUCCCCGCCACACCUAGGCUCCUCUAGUAGCCAUAGCUCAACCUCUGCCGUACGCGAACCAUUAACGGACCCACCUCUACCAACUUCGCAAGCAGAAGAGAUGGACUGGGAAGCGAGUCUGCAGCCGCACCAGCGCGAUCUUCAUGAAUUGAUGAUACGAACUUCCAAGCGGGUUAUGCGACAUAUUGUAGACAACGAGACGAGUGUAGACGACAUCGCUGAGAUGUACGCGCAGGAUGGCGAGCAUGUACUCAGCACGCUGAUCCAGCGACGCAACACUGACUACGAACACGUCUUUCAGGGCAUGGAGAGCACAAAGGGAAGUCUUCGGAAAGAGCUUGAGCGCGCGGCCAAGCAGAUGGCGAAGGACAGAGAAAGGGUCGGUGCAAUUGCUUGAUGCUCAUGGAAUUCACGAUCUAAUCUUACGAAGCGGUCAACGUUUAAUGAAAGGACGUACCAUGCAGGACAUGAAAUGUAUGAUAGUAGAGCAAGUUUUUUCGCGAGCAGAACGAACAUAAUGCAGCAUAGCACAAGGUUUUAAUGAAUAUGCAUUAGUAGUUACCAGCACCGC
Molecule: messenger RNA, 2949 nt
Organism: Alternaria rosae
Lineage: Eukaryota; Fungi; Ascomycota; Dothideomycetes; Pleosporales; Pleosporaceae
Exons: 2
Coding region: 1-2775 (924 amino acids)
Source: RefSeq, a predicted model, not a curated record